UCAGGCACAGGGCAGCCAGUGCACUUGAGAAAGCCCGUCGAAGGCUGUCUCGGCGUGUAUGUUCUGAACGAUUCGCAACAUGUUAAUGAGUUUUCGUCUGCUCCCAACGAAAAAUUCACGUGGUGUAUUCAGUAUACGAAAGAAAAACACUAGUGCGAGACAUUUACCCUCUUGAUCGAGUCUUUCACCUAGUACCAAUUGUGCAAUAAGCAAGCUGAGGAACGAUGCCAGGCAAAGGGGGCAGAAGAGGAAAGUGCGGUGGAAAAAGAGCUGAGUGUACAUCCGACGAGGACUCGGUUAACAAUGAUGCGUGUAGCGAGACCAGCGGCCAAUCCGACAACCGUAGCAUGCUGGAGGACGCGAACGACAACGAGGUGGACGAGCUGGCGCAGCAGGAGGCGUUCGAGGAGAAGCUGAAGGAAGCGAUUGACGGGCUAACGCAGAAGAGCGCCAAGGGAAGGGUCAUCUGCUUCAACGGCAUAGAGAAGAUCCUCGCCAUCAAAUACAUCCCAGACUUCGUCGAGGAUAGAAAGAUUACCAUCACGGAUGCCGUGGAGCGUAGCUUGAAGAAGGGACGAGGCGACGAGCAGUCUACCGCAGCCAGGCUGAGCACUCUGCUCUGCGUUCAGCUGGGGGCGUUUGAGAGCGCCGAGAUGGUCUGCAGGGACCUCAAGUCGACCCUCACCUUCAUCGCCAACGAUAACACCGCACCUGUCCACGCUCGCGCCGAAUGUUGCUGGGCGUUAGCCAUGAAUCAGUUCUUGUCUGGCAACGAUGCGACUGAUACCAUGGAAAUCAUGCAGUUACUGUCGUCCAUCUUCUCCGGGUCCUACUUGAAAGGCAAUGGCGCGAUCGCAAACAUAUCCACGGACGUGGCGGCGUUACAUGCGGCGGCCAUCUCAUCCUGGACUCUACUUCUGACGGUCAUCACCUCCGCGGACAUCUACAAUUUGCUGGCGAGUGGCAGAACCAACAGUUACAUGCCCUCUCUCAAUCGAUUGCGCGAAUUGCUGGAAUCGCCACACCUCGACGUACGCCUGUCAGCUGGUGAGGCACUCGCCGUGAUAUUCGAACUCGGCCGUGACUUUUCCACCGACUACGAGCAAGACUGGGCGCUUGACCUUGUUGAAAUUCUCAAGGAACUCGCCACGGAUUCCAACAAGUAUCGAGCUAAGAAAGAUCGCAAGCAGCAGCGCGCUAAUUUUAGAGAUAUUCUGCGUUACAUCGAAGAAGACAUCGUUCCGGAGAUGCAUGUGAGAUUCGGCAAAGAGAUCUUGUAUUUAGAGGGGUGGUGCACGAGGACUCAGUACAACGCCUGCUGCCGGCUGUUAGGCCCUGGUAUCAAUAUCCAUCUUGCUGAAAACCAACUCCUGCGCGAGAUUUUCCAUCUUGGCAACAAAGUUCUACCUCCAUUAGUAACGGUGAAAACGAGUAAAUUAGAAAGAACGUUGAUGAACGCGGCUGCGUUCAAGGCACGCACCAUUCAGCGCAACAAGAGCCGCGAUAAGCGAUCCCCAGCCAUGGCACAGUAAUCACACUUCUGCUCCUACGCUGGCUGCCUGAUGUUACUUUAGUGUAAUGCAAGUAUAUUUAAAUUCUUGCUCCUCGUUAAUUUAUUGUAACUACAUUUAAUAGCGCAAAUUAGCAUUUUUUUUGGAUGUCAAAAUUGCCAGUCGAAUCGAAAUUGUACAGAUAUAUAUUCCAUGCAUGUACGUCUUCUAUCCGAUAAAAAAUUCUGUACGCGAUUCUAUCUGUCGCCGCUUUUUAGCAGCUUCACCUUUACUUAAUAGUAUUUAAUCCACAUGUGUAUAUACAAGUCUAAAUAUAUGUAUAUACAAUGGUAAUACUGUUAAUAUAUAUAUUUUUAUUUUACAUAAAUUAUUUCUCAGUAAAUGUAUUGACUCAAA
Messenger RNA from Camponotus floridanus (Florida carpenter ant), 1907 nucleotides. RefSeq names its product interferon-related developmental regulator 1 (gene Ifrd1). NCBI's taxonomy places the organism in Eukaryota, Metazoa, Arthropoda, Insecta, Hymenoptera, Formicidae. The coding region runs from base 225 to 1532 and encodes 435 amino acids. The record is from RefSeq and is a predicted model, not a curated record. The transcript has 6 exons.